Molecule: messenger RNA, 1731 nt
Organism: Chaetura pelagica (chimney swift)
Lineage: Eukaryota; Metazoa; Chordata; Aves; Apodiformes; Apodidae
Gene: RUVBL1
Product: RuvB-like AAA ATPase 1
Exons: 11
Biological process (GO): chromatin remodeling; regulation of transcription by RNA polymerase II; box C/D snoRNP assembly
Cellular component (GO): Swr1 complex; R2TP complex; Ino80 complex
Molecular function (GO): ATP binding; DNA helicase activity; ATP hydrolysis activity
Source: RefSeq, a predicted model, not a curated record
CGGGUGGAUGAGGGCGGACGGGCCAAGCCGGCCGCGGCCGGGCUGGUGGGGCAGGAGAACGCGCGGGAGGCUUGUGGGAUUAUAGUGGAACUAAUCAAAAGCAAGAAAAUGGCUGGCAGAGCUGUGCUGUUGGCAGGACCUCCUGGAACUGGCAAGACUGCUUUGGCUUUAGCUAUUGCUCAGGAACUGGGAAGUAAGGUUCCUUUUUGUCCUAUGGUUGGGAGUGAGGUCUAUUCCACUGAGAUCAAGAAAACAGAAGUUCUAAUGGAAAACUUCAGACGUGCAAUUGGGUUGAGGAUUAAAGAGACUAAGGAGGUUUAUGAAGGAGAAGUCACAGAACUAACUCCAUGUGAGACUGAAAAUCCUAUGGGAGGGUAUGGCAAAACCAUCAGCCAUGUAAUCAUAGGACUCAAAACUGCAAAGGGAACCAAACAGCUGAAGCUGGACCCAAGCAUAUUUGAAAGCCUGCAGAAGGAGCGAGUGGAAACUGGUGAUGUUAUUUAUAUCGAAGCAAACAGUGGAGCUGUCAAGAGGCAAGGCAGGUGUGAUAUCUAUGCUACAGAAUUUGACCUUGAAGCUGAAGAGUAUGUUCCCUUGCCAAAGGGUGAUGUGCAUAAGAAAAAGGAAAUUAUUCAGGAUGUCACCCUGCAUGACUUGGAUGUGGCCAAUGCUCGACCUCAGGGUGGGCAAGACAUCCUUUCUAUGAUGGGACAAUUGAUGAAGCCUAAGAAAACUGAGAUUACUGACAAACUUCGAGGAGAAAUAAACAAGGUGGUAAAUAAAUACAUUGAUCAAGGCAUUGCAGAGCUAGUCCCAGGUGUCCUCUUUGUUGAUGAGGUUCACAUGCUGGAUAUUGAAUGUUUCACAUACCUGCACCGGGCACUGGAAUCUUCUAUUUCUCCCAUUGUCAUCUUUGCUUCCAACCGAGGAAACUGUGUUAUCAGAGGCACAGAGGAUGUAGUGUCUCCUCAUGGAAUACCACGGGACCUGCUGGAUAGAGUAAUGAUUAUCCGAACUAUGCUGUACACACCCCAGGAGAUGAAGCAGAUCAUAAAAAUUCGUGCUCAGACAGAAGGAAUUAAUAUUAGUGAAGAAGCUCUAAACCAUUUAGGGGACAUUGGUACCAAGACAACUUUGCGGUAUGCUGUGCAGUUACUGACCCCAGCUAACCUGCUCGCCAAGGUUAAUGGGAAAGACAGCAUUGAGAAAGAGCAUAUUGAAGAGAUAAGUGAACUCUUCUAUGAUGCCAAAUCCUCAGCAAAAAUCCUGGCUGAUCAACAGGAGAAGUACAUGAAAUGAAGAGCUUGUCAUGUUAGCUGCUUUGAAGUGGCUUUAACCCUUACCAAGGACUGGCUUAGCUAUUGAAUGAGAAAUGUUAAUGGUUUUUCUUUUGGGGACUGAAACAUAUUCACUGUUGGACUGCUUUGCUAGGCCAGAAUUAACUAUCAAUUGUUCCUGUUUCAUUAUCAACAAUAAGAUGUUCCAUGGUGUCUGUGUAACAUCUUAGUCUCCCUUUUAUGAGUAUGUAUGAAAUGAAUAGUUCUUGACCCAGUUUUGUCUUUAGAUUUCAUUACAAAAGAGCUCUAACUGAAGUUGAUUCUAAAAACAGUCUAUUUUCUUUAUGAAUGUUGUUUUAAAAUAGGUUCCUUUUACAGAUGAGAAGUUUUGGGUUUUUUUGAAUCAAAGUUUGUCUGAAGUGCUUUAUAAUAAAAUAUUACAAGAAUGCUGGAA